Columba livia (rock pigeon) is the source of this 8101-nucleotide messenger RNA. RefSeq names its product fas-binding factor 1 homolog. Gene Ontology annotation, biological process: establishment of epithelial cell polarity; cilium assembly. The transcript has 16 exons. The record is from RefSeq and is a predicted model, not a curated record. Gene Ontology annotation, cellular component: centriole; ciliary transition fiber; ciliary basal body. Lineage: Eukaryota; Metazoa; Chordata; Aves; Columbiformes; Columbidae. Bases 1256 to 3883 code for a protein of 875 amino acids.
CACUGAAGUAGACACACACUUCGACAGCAGCCUUGACAAAGCCCAUGCAGAAGGUUUCAGUGUUUUAAGCCAAGAGGCGUGUGGGCUUUCCAAAGAGGUUUGAAACUCCCCCGGGGGCAGCCGAGCCCCGGGCCCGCUGGGGACUCCAUUUCCCAGCACCGGCGAGAGAAGGGCCGGGCCGGGCCGGGCCGGGCCGGGAAGGGCCGGGCGGGGCCGCUGCGGGCGGGGCCGGGGCUGCCGUGAGCCCGGGGCCCGGGACGAGGCGGCCAUGGCCACCAGCCCCGCGCGCGCUGGGGGCCUUGGGCGCGAGGGCGCCCCGUGUCGCGGCCACGGGACGCGGAGCGGCGGCGGUUGGUGCGGCCGGUGCGGUCGGUGCCGUUUGUGCGGUUGGUGCGGUCGCUGCGGUUGGUGCCGCGGCGGCUGCUCCGUCCUGCAGCAUCGCGGGAGGUGCUGUUCAUCCCGGCGACUUGUGCGUUUGGAGACUUCGGUUGACGCCUUGAGCUGCUGGAGAGUGUGCAGAGAAGAGCAAGAGAGCUGGUCGGCGUGUGGACGCGACCAAGGAUCUUCGGUCCCCCCCUGGGGGUUGACAUUGGAGGAAUCUGCGGAGAGACCGUCUUGAGCAAGGGAAAGCCCGGCUCUUGCGAUGGCUACGCAAGCCAAGAGAGGUUUAAGUGGCUCUAUGGAUGACACCCUUGAGGACCUUUGGAGAUAUGAUGGUAAAAUGAAGCUUCUCUGCAGCUGCAAGGGCAGCAUCGUGGUCCUGGUCCUCCCUUCCUGGGAGCAGGAGCUGCUGGUGCAACAGCCCUUGAUGCGCGAGGGGCUCCAGUUGUGAGGGGGAGGCAGCGGGGAGCAGAGGGGAGAGCCGGGUUCCCAGAGCCAGAGGCCACUCAGUAGGUUGGCCGUCGGUCUGGGGAGGUGAAGGAAAGUUUGUCCAUGAUUAAAAGCCUCUGUGGUCCUUGAGAAGCCGACAAAUCCCCCCGUGGAGCGCCCAGGCCGGGGCUAUGCCCGUGUCCAUCAUCCUGAUCUCUCCCUGUAUGUUUCCAGCUGAACCCCGUUGUACAGCCGGUGGGAGAGCCUUGAAGACCAGCAUGCGGGUCACCAAGGAGUGAGUGCCUUUCAGAUCUCUGCGUGCUCCCCACGUCCUCCUGACCUGCCCCGUCCUCAGCUUCUGCACCCGCUCUCUGCCCCGACAGGUUGCCUGCGGAGGUUUGCAAUGUCCCUGGAGAGGACAAGGCAGCUGCAGGGGUGAGCCCUGAUGUGGGGAGAGAACCUGGAUGUCCUGAGGGCUGGGGCUGAGGUGUCUGGCAUCACUGGCAGGGGCAAAAAGCCGGGAGAGGGGAGUGGGUGGCUGGUGGGAGACGGGCUUCCAGGUACCGAGGAUGGAGCAGAGCCCGGCAGCACCCGCUGCUGCAGCCCGGCCUUCCUGGGUGCGCUUCGGCUCCAGCGUCGUAGGAAGAGCCCUCAGCCAAAGCAAUGGCCAUGGGUGUUCCUGACGCUUCUCCCAGAGGCAGCAGCAGGAUCUCGGCACAGGACUCAGGGCUCAGAGCGUUUCAAGUACCAAAAUCCCCCCCGUCUCAGCCCCCAUGCGCUGCAGCCGCGGCCCCAGCACCAGCCUCCCAAGGGAGAAGCAGUGCUGAGGCAUCCGCAGCGCUCGCCCUGUGCCCGUCCUCAUCCUCUUGCUUUCCAGGACGAGGACGACUGGGACUGGGAUUUCCUGGGGACAUCGAAACCCAGUUCUGGCCCAGGGAAGAUGCCCGUGAAACGUGGCACUGAGCGCAGCUCUGAGACAACAGCAGAACAGAGCAGCAGGAAAGAGCUGCCCCCACGCCAGACGCCCCUGCGCACCGUGGCCCCGGUCCAGAGGAGGAAGACGUCGAUGUUCGAAGAUGCUGAAGACGACGACCUGUUGGAUGUGCUGAGACAUGACAAAGGCCCAAAAAAAGAAGAGGAGCUCCGGCCAGCGCGCUCCACGCUGGACGACUUGUUCGGACGAGGCUCCGCGGCCAAAGUCCUGGAAAAGCCAGAGGAGGAAGAGCGCGGGGACAAGAAGGAGCUUGUCUUCGGAGAGUACAAGCCCUCGAUGGGCUCCAGGCCCGCGGUCCAGCCGGCGAUGGGGCAGUUGGUGAGGUUUUCUGCCAACAGCAGCAGCGAAACAAACCCAGAGCCCCGCUCCACACCUCGUCCUCCCCGCAGACGGAACCCCGUGCGGAGGAGAAGGGCCGGAGACGACUGGCUGGGCUGGGAGGAUGAGGAUUUCAUGGACCCCGCCAGCCAGCUCGGGGCUGCAGAGGAGGCAGCGCCUAAACCCGACCCAAUGGACUGGCUGAUCGAUGCCUUGGCUCGCAGGAGAGCCGAAGAACAGGCCAAGGCACAGGAGACAAAGGCCGAGCCCACGGAGACCCAGGAGAAGAAAGCCAAGCCCUCAGAGACUGAGGAGAAAAAGGCCGAGCCCUCGGAGGCCCAAGAGAAAAAGAACGAACCCUCGGAGGCCCAAGACACAACGGCCGAGCCCUCAGAGACCGCGGGCGAAGGGCCGGGUCCCCGCUCUCCCGGCAGCCAGCUGGCCGCCUCCCCAGCAGCAUCGGACUGUCGGGCAGAGCUGCUGAGCGCCCAGGCCCGUGUGGCAGAGCUGGAGAGCCAGGUCCGGAUGCUGGAGGAGGAGCGGGCGCAGCAGAAAGUGUUAUUGGAGAGUGCCCAGCGGCAGCACCAGGAGCACCUGGAUGUCCAGGAGAGCAGCCACAGGACCUCAGUGAACGUAAUGAAGGACAACUAUGAGCAGCAGGUGGAGAUGCUGCGGCGGCAGAACGAGCAGCUGGUGGCUCAGCUGCGGCAGGAGCGGCAGGACACGGCGCGGGAUCGGGCAGAGCUGCUGGCACAGCACCGGCUGGAGCUGCAGCAGCUGCGGGAGCAGCACCGGCUGGAGCUGCAGCAGCUGCGGGAGCUGCAGAGGGAGUCUGUCGAGGAACUGCGCAAGAAACACGAGGAGCAGCUCCAGCACAUCAAGUGGCUGAAAGAGAGAGAGAUGGAUGUGCUGACCGGCACCAUUACACACAUGAGGUCUCUGGACAGCAUCCUUGAGAGGAUGGAGAAGUUCUCCAGUGACCUGCAGAACGUGUGCAGGAGGAGCAUGGAGGAGGAGCAGAGCCGUGUCCAGGAGCUGGUGGCCAACACGCAGGCCAGGCUGGGCGAGCAGACUUGGCUGCUGGAGCAGGAGCGGGCAGAGCUGAAGAUCCAGCGCCAGGAGCUGAAAGCCAAGGAGGAGCAGCUGGCGAGAGACAGGCAGAGGCUGGACGAGGCCUGGCAGGAAAUGCGGCUGGAGAAGGAGAAGGUGAUCGGGGCCGUGCAACCUGUCCAGAAGCAGCAGGAGAUGAUUAGAAGCACAAAGGAGCUCUUGGCCCAGAAGCACGCAGAGGGGGAGCGAGCCCUGGGGGAGGCACGCAGGAUGCACUCCGAGUUCUGGGACAAGCUGCAGGUCCUGCAGCAGCAGGAGGAGCAGCUGAAGCAGCAGGAGGAGCAGCUGAGGCAGGAGAAGGAGCAGCUGAAGCAGCAGAAGGAGCAGCUGAGGCAGGAGAAGGAGCAGCUGAAGCAGGAAAAGGCCUCCGUAUCUUCCAUGUUCAGUGCCCAGAUGCAGCUGCUGAAGUUCCAGGCCCAGCAGGGGGACAAAGAGUUAGAGACGCAGAGAAUCUUCUUGGAGAACCUGAAGAAAUUACGAUACAACACUUCACGGCUGUCAACAACCCCUCCAUCCUCCUCCCGUUCUGUGGACGAUACCAUUGAGUACACGCAUGCAUUAAUAGGGGCCCUGAGGAAAGCAUCUCCACCUGUGCAAGUAGUCAAUCUGUCCUCCAUUCUCCGGCCUCCCAUUACUUUCAAGACCCUUUAAUCAGGCUCUGCCCCAGUGUCCAUUCUGUCAGCUCUGCUUCUGUCGUGACUUGUAAUAACAUCGGAUGCGAGACUGUGGGUACGCGUUAGAGGCCUCAAGGACUUCAGGAGUUCGCUUGGACACAUUAGCGAGGAUGCUUAAUAAAAAGAAAGGGAGGACUGUUGCAGAAUAAGUUUACUCACUUAAAUUCCUUUAGUUGUAUUCUAUGCUUCGACAUAUCGAGAUAAGGACAGAGAAAAAACUGCCUGGAAGACAGAGGAAGAGAAUCCAAGAAGAAACAACUAAGGCCCCAGACCCAAAAUUACCACUGGACCAACAGGCUCGUGAAAGAUGCGUGAAGAGCGGGUGCACAGACUGGGGGGGUUUACAAGCCCAAGUCUCUUUCGUCUCACGCUCCUCCUGCUGAGAGGCCCCACGUCCAGACUGUUUCUUUGCUGUUAUGUGGUUAUUUAUGGAGAUCCCGAGGAAAGCGCCCUGCAACACUUCACCUCUGCCCGCGUCCCGACCGUCCUCCCUUCUCUGGAUGAAGAGAAGCCGCUAAAUUAAUGUGGACUCUGGUAAAGUUACAAAGACGUACCCAUCAUUAACCCAUGACGUGCUAAAUGCUUUCUAACCAGCUGCAAAACGAGGGGAUAUUUUUCAAGUUUUAAAUCCUUCUGCCUGACAAAGAGACCGCAAGAUUAAGGAACACCUUGUUUAGAAGCAGAGCUUAGCUUAUAUUUGACUAGUAAUUAAUAGUAAGAAACUCAUCCGUUAUAACUCACUUCAUACUAACCUUAUGGUAGCUCACAGGAAAGAGACUGGGGAACCACCUGGUGAUAAUGUGAAUAGAGAAACCUUGCUGACAUAUUAUAAUCAGUCACCAUUGUAUAAAUUAAAUGAUGAGGAAAAAUGGCCCCUGAAUGAAACUCUGAAUGAUGCCACGUUAACGUUCUUCUUGAAGAGAGAAGGCAAGUGCAGUCAAGUGAUGGACGCUGAUAUGUUUUCACUUUGCGAAAACACCCAGAGUGGCAGGCAGAAUGUGGUAUUAACUUGCCACCCCAGGAUCCAGCUGUGUUCACGUUAAAAAGGGAGCAGAAUAAAGCUCAGGAGAAGCUGAAACCAUGUUGUUCAGCAUGUAGAAUAAGACAGAAAACUCCCCUGAUGAGAGGGGAGGGUGAGAAAGAAGACUGCGUGUCCCCACAGGGCGUGGAAUUGAAGAGGAUGUGCCUUCAGCUUCCGAGGUGGUGAAACUGUGCAGAAAGAAGAGAAAAACAUGGAAAAGAAACUGAGAUUUUAGUUGAGACUGGAACAUUUGCUUUGCUUUUUAAUCAGGAAUUGAUACCAUUAGAUGAAGAUUUUGUACCUGUGGUGGGAGCUACUGGCCAAGGAGACAAAGCUUUCUUCAUCAGCCAAUCCAAUAGAAACUGGAAAACAAAAUGCAAUUCCUAAGUUCUUAUCUAUGUCCAGAUCUCCAAAACCGUUACGGAGACGAGACUUAGGAAAACAAUUGCAAGCAAUAAUAACAUUCAAACAAGGUGAAGUGACAAAAUGGAAUUCCUAAGUUCUUAUCUACGUCUGGGUCUCCAAAACCGUUACGGAGACGAGACUUAGGAAAACAAUUGCAAGCUAUAAUAACAUUCAAACAAGGUGAAGUGACAAAAUGCAAUUCCUAAGUUCUCAUCUAUGCCCAGGUCUCCAAAACCGUUACGGAGACGAGACUUAGGAAAACAAUUGCAAGCAAUAAUAACAUUCAAACAAGGUGAAGUGACAAAAUGCAAUUCCUAAGUUCUCAUCUAUGCCCAGGUCUCCAAAACCGUUACGGAGACGAGACUUAGGAAAACAAUUGCAAGCUAUAAUAACAUUCAAACAAGGUGAAGUGACAUUCCAGAUAAAAGAACAGCCACAGAAAUCAAAGAAGACCGUAUGCAAUGCACUGCAAGUUUGCUGAAUUGGGUGAGAUGCAGUGGGUAUCGAGCUUCCCAACAGAAAGCCCAGCUGAUCCAGUGCCAAGUGACUUAUCUGGGAUUCGAGAUCUCCGGAGAGCACCAGAGCUGGGGAUGGAGCGACAAGAAGCUGUUUGCCGGACACCAGAACCUGCAGCGGUAAAAGAGCUCCGGGCGUUUCUUAGAAUGACACCUUGGUGCAGACUUUGAGUUUAUAAUGAUGGACUUGGAGUAAAGCCUUUCUAUGAACCGUGAAACAAAAGGACUUCCAAGUUGAAUUGGACAAGAGAAGCAUCUGAGGGCAUUUGCACAACUCAACAAAGAGCCUGGGUCUCCCAGAUAUCACCAAGCCAUUGGAGUUAUGCUCACACGAAAGGCAAAGCAUUGCUCUGCGUGUUCUGGCACAGCAACUAAGAGCUCAGAACCGAGCGGCUGCUGCUUCCCUAAGCAAUCAGAUGAAGUGAGCCAAGGCUGGCCUGGAUGUCGUGGAGCUGUGGCAGCUCUUGGACUCGCUGUACAGGAAGCUCCUGAGUUCACCAUGGGACAGAAAGUGUCCCAUACAGUCCCAGCCGUACUGGAACAAAAAGGUACCCAUGGGUUAUCUGCCUCAAGAUUCCUGAAUACCAGGCAGUACUGGUGGACCUAGACGAUGUGAAUAUUGUCGCUACCAACAUUGUCACUGCAGCCCCUUUCCUCAGUGGGUCUGUUUCAGAGCCUGUGGUCCAGGAUUGCUUGGAAACAGUGGGAGCUGUUUCCUCCAGCAGACGGGAUUUAAAGGAACAGCCGCUGGAAGACGCUGAAGACUCCUGGUUCUCCGCUGGAAGCAGCUUUGUAAAGCAAGGAGUACAUAGAGCUGGGGAUGCCCUAACAACUACCCACGAGGUAAUCGAAGCCAAACCUUUGCCUCCUGGGACUUCUGCCCGGACAGCUGCGCACACACGAGCUUUAGAAUUAUCCAAAGAGAAGAAGAUUAAUAUUUGGACAGAUUCCAAGUGUGCUUUGAGAGUGGUGCGUGCCCAUGGAGCAUUUGAAAAGGACCAAGUUUAUUAACAGCACAAGAACAGAUUAAAUGAGAUACUCCAGUUGGCGGAAGCUGUGCUGUUACUAGAAAAGUUGCCAUCAUGCAUUUCAAGGAGCAUCAAGAAGGAGACACUGAUCAGGAAACUGGAAAUAAACUGGCAGCUGAUACUGCGAGACGAGCUGCUGGAAAGACAGAGAGAGCAAUGAGAGUGAUGUCUCUGAGCCCGGAUGGCUGCCUCCUCGAACCAGCAUCAGUAAACCCUACCUUGCAGUGCAUUAACAGAGACCUUCUCAGGUUGGCCAGAAGCAUUCCCCUGCCCAACUAGUAACGCUAGAACAGUAACUAAAGCUUUGUUAAAUGAGACCGUACCCCGACUUGGGGUACCCGCUGUGAUGUCCUCUGCUAGGGGGCCCCGUUUUGUUGCACAGGUAGUGCCGCAAGUCAGUAAAGCAUUAGAGAUCGAUUCGCAGUUGCAGACUCCCUACAAGCCUUAAGCAAGUGGGCAGGUAGAAAAGAAAAUGAGUCACUUAAUGGAACAGCAGGUAAACAGAAUUUGCCAGGAAGCUAACUGGAAGUAGAAUCCAGCACUACCUUUAGCGCUGCUCAGAAUGAGACGGAAGCCUCGAGCCAAGGAAAACUGAAGUCUUUUCUUUCAAGCCAAUAGAUGAAGUUUCUGUGAAAGCUUUUCCAUGUCAGCCUUGAGAAGAGAAGUGGAAUGGACUGCUCCAGCUGUUGCUGACGGCCUUUACCGCCAUCAAGAUUAAAGAACAACCCGCCUGGAUUCACUGUUCAAGAGUGAAGAAAGCAGCAGAUAAGAAACAGACGUUGGAACCAGUAGGACCUACCGCUUUCCAGUUCUCUCAGCGUUGAUCUCAGUGACUCUAAAAGAUUAUGCUCUUUAAUGCCUAAAGAUCCAGUAGAAGCUGCUGUGGCUUGAACUUACCUGUCCUCUGUCAGAGGACAGCAGAGCGGGGACCCCAAAUCGGGGUAUGGUCUCAUUUAACAAAGCUUUAGAUACUUUUGCAGCUUUACUAGCUGGGCAGGGGAUGCUUCUGGCCAACCUGAGAAGGUCUCUGUUAACACCAGCAAACCGCCUUUUCUAGGGAGUUUGGAGAAAUCUAGUUGCUAAUGUUGUCCUGCUACAUUUCCUUUUCUAAUUGUUCUCAUUUGUACCAUAUUUAUCAUAUUAAGAUUGUUUUCCAGACACAGUUCACAUUGCUGGGUCACUUGGUUCCAAAUACUAUAUAAAUUCACUCUUUCCUUUUAAUUGGA